AUGGGAAUUUUGACUACAUCUAUGCCUGGGCAUCGGAUCGCCCUAUUCGGGCCCCAAGUUACUUCACUGACGUCAAAGGAGCUUCUCGACUUGCAAUCGGCACUCUUAUCAAAUCCCAAGCUCCAAUUCCUCGCGGACGCGCUUGCCCAACUUCCCUCGCUAUGGCCACAGCUUAAAGAGAUCGAAGGCGCAAGCGAGGCUCAUGGUGAGGACAAACUGAAGGCGCUAUCCAACUUUGCAACAGGGAAACACACUUUGGACCCUGAAAAUCUCACAAACACCCACCUCGCACCACUUAGCAUCGUUUUGCAGAUUCUCGACUUGAGUUCUCGAUCCGACUAUGACACAUUCCUCGAUUCCGUGGAAUCCGCCCAGGGGUUCUGCAUUGGCUUCCUCUCCGCGGCUACUCUUGCGUCAUCAUCCAGCUGGACCAACUUCGAACGCAAUGCUUCAGCUGCGUUGCGACUCGCUGCCUGCAUUGGGAUCGUCGUGGAUGCAGAAGAUGCCAGCCGAUCUCAUAAGGACCGCGCUGUGGCCCUUGGAGUUCGCUACAAAGCACACUCCGACAGGGCAAAUCUGGACAUAUGGAUAGAUCAACUACGCGAUGUAGGUGGCGAUGAUAUGACAAGCUACCUGUCAGCCCCUGACUCGGACGCUAACGCGGACCAGGCCUAUAUUUCAUGCGUAUGCGAUGAGAGACUUCUCACAGUGACACUACGAGCCGGUGAUCAAGCAUGGCUUACCAGUCGCCUCACCGAGGCCGGAAUUGCAAGCACCAAACUCGGCCUCAGGGGAAGCUAUCACUACCCACAGCACUCGCAGGCCGCUCGGUUGCUCGAGCAACUGUGUAACCAGAACGAAAGCCUGCAGCUUCCUGACGUGGCUAAUCUCCGUCUUCCCCUGAGAUCCACGGCCGACACGGAGGUCAUCACCAAGACCGCGGGCCCGCUGCACGCGAUUGCACUGGACUUGAUCCUGUGUAAACGGGCUCACUGGUUUCAGACUCUUCAACGGAUUGUUCCUCCAAAGGGAGAGGGCCAGUCAACGUACAACUUUGUCACUCUCGGGCCGGAUACCGGCGCUCAUGUUCCUGCCGCCAUGCCCACCGCUUCAGGUUCUAAUCCGCCCGCGGAUAAUCCCAGCCCUGCAACCAGCAAACACGAAGAGAUUGCCGUGAUUGGCAUGGCAUGCCGAUUCCCGCAGGCCGACUCUUUAGACGAGUUCUGGCAGCUUCUGCAAAACGGUGGCACUUCGUUUGGCAAACUUCCCGCCGACCGCUUCCACACCGAGGAUAUCACGCGGGAGCCGAAACUCCAGGGCAAUUUCUGGGGUAACUUUCUCCGCAGGCCUGAUGCGUUUGACCAUCGCUUCUUUAACAUCUCGGGUCGCGAGGCAAAAUCGAUGGAUCCUCAACAGCGGCUUGCUCUUCAGGUGGCGUAUGAGGCGUUGGAGGUUGCAGGGUAUCAUGCCCUUCCGUCUGCAAAGCAGGAAACGGAUGUGGGGUGUUAUUUGGGAGUUGGUGCUGUUGAGUAUGAGGAUAACCUUGCCGGGGAGGAUGCCAACGCGUUUUCGGCUUUGGGGAUGCUGAGAGCUUUUAUCAGCGGUCGAAUCAGCCAUUUCUUUGGGUGGACGGGUCCAUCGCUUACGUUUGAUACCGCUUGUUCUUCGUCGGCUGUGGCCAUUCACACGGCUUGCAAGGCCCUGAUAUCCGGGGAGUGCUCGAUGGCCCUGGCCGGUGGCGUGAACGUCAUUACGAGCCCAACACUGCACCAGAACCUCGCAGCCGCGUCCUUUCUGGAUCCCAACGGCCGCUCCAGGGCGUUUGACGCCUCAGCUGGGGGAUACUGUCGAGGUGAGGGGGUUGGGAUACUGGUUUUAAAACCGCUUUCCAAGGCCGUUGCGGAUGGCGACAUGAUCCUCGGUGUGGUGGCCGGCUCGGCGGUCAACCAGAACUUGAACUGCAGUUCAAUCACAGUGCCAGAGUCAGUCUCUCAGAGCUCGCUGUACAAGCGGGUCUUGUUGAUAGGGGGUGUCGAAGCGAGGGAGGUGACGUAUGUGGAGGCACAUGGCACCGGUCCUUCUCGGGCGGACCAACUGUUUUUGGGCUCGGUCAAGGAUAAUAUCGGCCACUGUGAGGCCGCCUCUGGCGUGGCCGGGGUCAUCAAGGUUCUCUUGAUGAUGCACCACGGCAUGAUCCCAAAGCAGGCCAACUUCGUGACCCUGAAUCCAAGAAUUACGACGUCCCCUGACGACAGGAUCAGCAUACCAACGACAACGCAACCUUGGGUAGCUGAGCGUAUUGCCCUGGUCAAUAACUAUGGAGCAGCCGGGAGCAAUGCGGCUAUUCUUCUCCGCGAGCACUCUCGGACACAGCAAAUGCUCAGGGUUUAUUUAUCAUCAACCGACGCAUCACUUCAGGACGUUGCAUACAACCUCGCCAGGAGACAGAAUCUAUCAUUCAAGUAUCGAGUCGCCUUCAUCGCGGCCGAUACCCACGAUCUUCUCUUAGCACUUUCCGGUGCUCACAUACCCCCUGUACCCGCCGUCAGGAGUCCAGUUGUCUUGGUGUUUGGAGGCCAAACCGGCCGCACCGUUACCGUCUCGAGAGAGCUCUACGAUGAGUGUGAGAUCUUUCGGCGGCAUUUGGUCUCUUCCGCUCUGUCAUGGAUAGACUCCGGACUCGAGAUCGACACCUUGCUCGGUCACAGCUUUGGACAGCUUUCAGCACUGGUUGUAGCCGGCUCAAUGUCUCUUGAGGAUGGCUUCCGUUUCGUCGCGGGCCGCGCCUGUCUCAUCCGGGACAAAUGGGGUCCGGAGCAAGGAGCCAUGGUGUCAUUAGAAUGCGACCGUUCCGAGAUGGAGAUGAUCAUGAAUCUCACAAACGCAACAGACGACUCACGAAUCGAGCUCGCCUGCGAGAACGGCCCUCGCAGCUUUGUUCUCGCCGGCAGCGUGGCGUCCGUGGACAAGGUUGAGGACAUCUGCCGGUCUCGUGGCCUCAGGACAACUCGCCUGCAAAACACGCAUGCGUACCACUCUUACAUUGCUGACGCCAUCUUACCCGAUCUCAAGGGUAUAGCGCAGUCGAUCGCGAUCCGGCCGCCGACUAUUCCUGUCGAAACGUGCUCUGCAGGCGAGGCAUGGCGACAGUUUGAUGCGGAACAGCUUGUGCAGCACACGAGACAACCGGUCUACUUCAAGGAUGCUGUUCAGCGUGUUACUUCGCGGCUGGCAUCGGCUAUCUGGCUUGAAGCAGGCUCUGCUUCGCCCGUCAUUGCCAUGGCUCGCCGAGUUGUCAGCAGUACUCGUCCAGCUGGAAAAUCUCCGGACAUUUUCGUUCCCGUGGACCUCAGCAGUCUCGAUUCAGGGGCAAAUCUUGCCCAUGCAGCCUGCCAGUUGUGGAGAGCUGGUUGCGCGACACAGUACUGGAGCUUCUGCCGGCCGGCACAUCAUAGCUACUCCGUGGAUAUUGCGCUACCGCCGUAUCAGUUUGAUCAGACAAGGCAUUGGAUCGAGUAUAAGCAUCGGUCAACGCAGAAGGCGAAUACCAAGUCAGACAGGAAUGGGCUGUUAAAGACAGCCGAGCUCGUGAAACUGGUGGAGAAUGGGAGACUCAGCUCAUCAGAAACGCUUUUCGUGGUCAACACAUCCACUCUACUCUUCCAGCUCGCUGCGCGCGGCCACGCCGUUGCCCGCCAGGCCCUCUGUCCAGCAUCCAUGUACCUCGAGAUAGCGGCGCGGUGUGCAACUCUGAUCAGCGAUAAAAGCGGGCAGACAGUCCCUCACAUCGAGAGCUUGACCAUGUCUGCACCGUUAGGGCUGUCCAGCGAAUCCAUCGUUUUCCUCUGCUUGCGCAGGAUCUUGGACGUCAAACCCGGCUGGGAAUUCACUAUUCUAAGCCAACCAUCAUCCGCCGGUACCGGCCUUGCCAAGGACACUUCAACCCAGCACGCGAAAGGCCUCAUCACAUUGGUUCCUGCCGGAGACCUUGUCGCCGAGAACAGGCUGAGUCUGCUCACAAAGUUCUUCCGGUACUCCCGUGCCGAGCACAUCAUGAGUCUUCCGGCCGCAAGCGGGGUGCACGGUCCGAUGGUUUACAAACUCUUUUCGGAAGUCGUGGACUAUGCAGAGUAUUACCGUGGAGUCAGCAGCUUGUCUGCACACCAAAAUGAGGCGGCUGGCCUAGUCACACCUUCCGCAGAGGUUCCCCUUGGGCUGGACGCGGGUAUCUGCGACCCGGUUGCCUUGGACAACUUCCUUCAGGUUGCGGGUAUUCACGUCAACUGUCUCUCUCCCCGAAAAAACGGGCAAGUGUUUAUGUGCACCGCCGUGGACGAGGUCAUAUUCACGCCGGCCUUUCUGAAUCUGCGCGACCGGCGGGAGGGUUCAGGGUCUCCGGCAGCGUGGACUGUCUAUACACGAUAUGAGAUGACGUCGAGCGUGGAGAUGGAGAACAAUAUCUGUGUGUAUGACACCAAGUCGAAAACUCCGGUUGUGGUUAUUUUGGGAGCCGUCUUCAAAGCCGUGCCCCUGAAAUCUCUCGAGAGAAGCCUCACAAGACUCAACUGUGUAGCGACAGCAACAGACCUCAACACACGCCCUGCGCCAACCCGGUGGAAUAGCUGCAGUUCUUCCAGCGAGCCUCCCUCGCGUGAUUCCGGAUACGACACGCUUGCGGCGUCUCCUUGCCCGAGCGUCGAACUGGAAAAGAAGACGGGGCUUCCUUUCCCGGUUCAACCUGAACCAACUGGGACAGUAGCACCAUUCGACAAGCCAAAGAAGCCCUCUCCUUCCAAACCUGAAGACUCCGGCGUUGUCAAGCGUUUGUGCGAGAUGUUCAGCAGCAUCCUUGAAAUCCCGAUUGAUGAGAUUCAGCCAACAUCAACUCUGGAUGAGCUAGGGGUUGACUCGCUGCUGGCGACUGAAGUGCUGAAUGAGAUCCAGAUGCGGUUUGACGUGAGGAUUUCGCAGGCACAACUUCAGCAGUGCCCGGAUGUGUUCCGUCUGGCUUCCAUGAUCCAGCCUGCUGAUUCUGGGGUACAGCUAGAAUCUGGCACAGUGCACGCGAGCUCCGAAAGUUCUGACUUCGACGCACCGCCAAAGCAGGACAUGAAUCUGGCCAGCUUGUGUCGAGACACCUUUAUGCAAACGAAACAGUCCUUCGACAAGUAUGCGGAUUCAACCCUCUUCUCCGGCUUUUGUACGGCAGUGCAUCCGCUGCAGUCGCAACUGGUCGUGCAAUACGUUGUGACUGCCUUUGCGUCGUUGGGCUGUGACCUUGGGACUCUAAGCGUUGGGGACGAGCUCCCUUCCUUCGGGUUCGACGCCAGGCACAGCAAGCUCAUCCCCCAGCUGUACCGAGUCCUUCAAGAUGCAGGCCUGAUAUCCAAGCGUGAUGCCGGGUUCGAGUUUUGUCGCACGGCGGUACCCAUUCCCUCCGAGUCUGCACCAGCCUUGCACCAGAGAAUGCUCGACCAAUUCCCCCAGCAUGCCUCCGAGACCAAGCUGCUCCACACCACAGCCGACAAGCUCGCAGACUGCCUAUCCGGCAGGGAAGACCCCAUAGCUCUAAUCUUCCGCGACGCAGACGCCCGCUCUCUGCUUGAAGACGUGUACACCAACGCGCCCAUGUUCAAGACCGGCACACUUGUUCUAUCAGAGUACCUCUCCUCUGUACUCACCCGCCUUGCUACUUGUACCACUGGCAGCAACAGCAACCUGAACCGUCCCAUCCAGAUCUUAGAACUCGGAGCCGGCACCGGUGGGACCACCAAACACAUCGUCUCAACCCUCUCCUCCCUGGAUCUCCCCUUCAAAUUUCACUACACCUUCACCGACCUCUCCGCGUCACUGGUAGCCGCCGCAAAGCGCAAGUUUUCGCAAUGGUCUUCGUUCAUGUCAUACACGACACUGGACGUUGAGAAAGAGCCCCCGCCGCACCUCCUUGGGGCGUUUGACAUUAUUCUCUCGACAAACUGCAUCCAUGCAACACAGGACCUGAUCCAGUCGACGACAAAUAUUCGCAAGAUGCUCCGGCAGGACGGAGUUUUGUGUCUUGUGGAGCUGACAAGGAAUCUGUACUGGUUUGAUCUGGUGUUUGGGUUGUUGGAGGGGUGGUGGCGGUUUACGGAUGGGAGGGAGCAUGCCCUUGCUGAUGAGGAGAGGUGGGAGCGGGAUUUGAGAAAGGCGGGGUUUGAGUGGGUGGAUUGGACGGGGGGUGAGACAGAGGAGUCGGAUAUUUUGAGAGUGAUUACCGCGUCGCCUUGCAAGUUGGAUCCUGGUAUCCAACGGGAAACGGUGACCUUCAAGAGUGUGGAUGGGUUGGAUCUGCUUGCGGAAAUAUACUAUCCUCCGGAGCAAGACCUGGUCACAGGGAAAAGCCUUCCCACAACUCUCCUCUCCGGCCCCAUGGCCGACGUCGCCGAUGCCCUGGCAUGGAUCCGCAACGUCCUCCCAAGCAUGCGUCUGAAACGCCCAGAUAUCCGUGUCGACGCCGAGCGUGUCGUAGCAGUCGGCUGGUCCACCGGAGGCCACCUGGCCAUGUCCCUCGCCUGGACAAGUUUCGAGGCAGGCGCCCGCCCGCCCGAGGCCAUCCUCUGCUUUUACGGACCGACGGACUAUGAAGAUCCCUUCUGGAAGCGGGCCAACAUCCCGAACGGUAUGUCUCCAAACGAGCUAGACCACCAGAUAUGGGAUGGCGUUUUCGACCGACCUAUCACACGGUACAACGUCCCGCCGCAUAAGCGCGCUCUAGGGGGGUGGAUGGCGCACGACGACGCGCGGAGCCGUCUGGCGCUGUACAUGAACUGGCAUGGCCGCACGUUGCACGUCUUGCUGGGUGGGCUGGACAAGGAGAAGAAGCUCCUGCCGGCAGAGCCUUCGCCGGAAGUCGUGGCUUCCAUCAGCCCCCUUGCCCGCGUUCUCAGCGGUGGGUAUGGCACGCCGACGUUCAUCAUUCAUCCGCGGGAGGAUGACUUGAUCCCGUGGGAGCAGGCUGAUCGGACCUGGCGUGAGAUGCGUAACAUGGGGUUGGACACGGAACUGAGGAUCCUGGAGGGGGUGCCGCAUCUUUUUGACAUGGUGAAGGGUUGGGAGCGGAAUGAAGAGGCCAAGAGGGCGGUGGAGGAUGGGUAUGCGUUCUUGUGUCGGUAUGCUGGCUUACCGUUUCGUGGUUGA
Molecule: messenger RNA, 7176 nt
Organism: Canariomyces notabilis
Lineage: Eukaryota; Fungi; Ascomycota; Sordariomycetes; Sordariales; Chaetomiaceae
Product: ketoacyl-synt-domain-containing protein
Exons: 11
Coding region: 1-7176 (2391 amino acids)
Biological process (GO): fatty acid biosynthetic process; secondary metabolite biosynthetic process
Molecular function (GO): fatty acid synthase activity; 3-oxoacyl-[acyl-carrier-protein] synthase activity
Source: RefSeq, a predicted model, not a curated record